Messenger RNA from Neospora caninum, 858 nucleotides. RefSeq lists its product as hypothetical. The record is from RefSeq and is a predicted model, not a curated record. The transcript has 8 exons. NCBI's taxonomy places the organism in Eukaryota, Apicomplexa, Conoidasida, Eucoccidiorida, Sarcocystidae. Gene Ontology annotation, molecular function: RNA binding. The coding region runs from base 1 to 858 and encodes 285 amino acids.
AUGGAGAUGCAUGCGUCUGGGCCGACUCCGUCUCAGCUGCCGGACGGCGAGCGCCUGCCUUCCGCUGGCUACCCAAACGGCGGAGUGGAGGAAAGGAAAGAGGAUGUUACGUCUUCCGCUUUCUCCUUCCCCGCUCAGAAGACUGCGCCCGCAAAUCCUGUUUCUGGGCGGGAGGGCAGGGACAGCGGAGCUGUCGAGCCUGGUGCGAGAGCAGAAGGGAUGCGCGCACUAGAGGAGCAAGUUCAAAACCUCGAUUCAGACUGGGACGAACUCCAGAAACUGCAGUACAUGACCGAAGAAGCCGCCUAUUCCCUAGUUCAGAGCGGCGCCAGCCCUCACUCUGCAGGCGCCGCUGGACCUACCGAUGGAGCUUCACCCGGCGGUUCGCAAAACGUGGCGGGUUUCGCAAACACCGACACGGACGAGGUUGACCGACGUUCUGUCUACGUCGGAAACGUGGACUACUCCUCCACGCCGGCCGAACUGCAGGAGCAUUUCAAGUCAUGCGGCACCAUCAACCGAAUCACCAUCAUGGUGGAUAAAUACACUGGACACCCCAAAGGUUACGCUUACAUCGAGUUCAACAGCGAGGCAGCCGUGCAGAAUGCAAUUCUUCUCUCCGACACCGUCUUCAAGCAGCGACAAAUCAAGGUGGUUGCCAAGAGGAAGAACAUCCCCGGUUUUGCACGUGGCCGAGGCUGGCGCGGCGGGCGCAUGGCGGCGGCCGGGGGCAUGAUGGGGCGAGGCAGGCCGAAACGCUCGUUGAACUUGGAGAGGGAUCGAGGCGCAAGAGGAGGAUUCCGCCCGAUCUACCGGCCCCGUGGAGGCUUUGCAAGAGGCUACGGUCGCCCCUAUUAG